AUGGCCAAAUCCACUAUCGAGAAGGCGUGGUGGAAGGAGGCUGUUGUCUAUCAAAUAUACCCCUCAAGUUACCUCGACAGCAAUCGAGAUGGCCUUGGUGACAUUCCCGGAAUCAUCUCCAAGAUUCCGUACAUCAAGUCACUCGGAGUCGACACGAUCUGGCUAUCACCCAUCUACGCCUCGCCUCAGAAGGAUAUGGGCUACGACGUGAGCGACUACCGUUCCAUCCAUGCGCCGUAUGGCACAGUCGAGGAUGUUCAAAACCUCAUCGACCAGCUUCAUGCUCAAAAUAUGCGUUUGCUCAUGGACCUCGUCGUCAACCACACGAGCGACGAGCAUGCGUGGUUCAAAGAGUCUCGUUCGUCAAAGACAAGUUCCAAACGAGAUUGGUAUUUCUGGCGAGAUCCAAAACUCGACAAAGAUGGCAACCGUAAAGAACCAAACAACUGGAAGUCGAUCUUCGGUGGAAGUGCAUGGCAUUUCGAUGACACAACUGGCCAAUACUACCUGGCUCUCUUCCUGCCAAGCCAGCCGGAUCUGAACUGGGAUAAUGAGGACAUGAGAGAGGCGACGUACGACGACAUGCGAUUUUGGUUGGACCGUGGCGUUGAUGGAUUCCGCAUUGAUAGCAUGAAUCUGUCCAGCAAACACCCCGACUUGCCUGACGGCAAGGUCGUCAACGAUGAGCCAUAUCAAUCAGGGGCAGAGUUCUUCGCAUCAGGUCCCAAGAUGCACGACCAUAUGCGCGAGAUGCGGGAAAAGGUCUUUGACAAGUACGACAUCAUGACAGUUGGCGAGCUUGGCUUCACGAAAGAUGAGCAAACUGUCAGCCAAUACGUUGCAAAGGACAGACAUGAACUCAACAUGCUGUUCACUGGCGAUAUUGUCGACAUGGACUUCGGACCGAAUGGCAAAUACGAAAGAAGCGACUUCCAUCCGAGCAAGAUUCGCGAGAUCACAAACCUCUGGCAGUCCUGUAUGCCAACGUUCCAAGGUUGGAAUACCGUCUACCUUGACAACCACGACAGUGGCAGGUCACUAAGCAGGUACGGAUCCGAUGCUCCAGAACAUCGCGCGACCGCCGCUAAGAUGCUGGCCACAUACCUACUGACGCUCAGCGGAACGCCAUUCAUGCUUGCUGGACAAGAGAUUGGAACCGCCAACCUUGGAAAGGACUACAGUGCAGAUGCGUACAUUGACGUGGAAGGGAAAAACUACUACAACGAAGUUCUGAAAGCUCGAGGCGGAGACGAGUCCAAGAUGGGCGAUGUGAUGCGAGAACUCCAACUGAAGGCUCGAGAUCAUGGACGUCUACCGAUGCAGUGGAGUGCCGCUCUGAACGCUGGAUUCACGUCACCUUCCGCCACGCCUUGGAUGACAAUCAACAAAGACCACAAGGAGUGGAAUGUAGAAAGUCAGAUCAACAAUCCUCAUAGUGUGCUCUCAUUCUGGAAGCAGUUGCUCGCACUCCGAAAGCAGUACACGGACCUCUUGGUGUAUGGUUCAUACACUUCCCUUCCUGAGUCAGAGACCGGCGACAUGGUGCUUGGCUACGAGCGAACGUCACACGAAGACGGUCGCAAGGCCGUAGUGCUACUCAGCUUCAGCGAGAAAGAGGAGGUGAUAUCCGUGGACAAAUAUCAGGACUUCGAGGUCUUGGUGUCGAAUGGGUGUUCUGAAGCAGUGGAUGGCAAGGUCACGAUUCGACCGUAUGGCUCAGUUGUCUUGCUCGGCUGA
Molecule: messenger RNA, 1737 nt
Organism: Zymoseptoria tritici IPO323
Lineage: Eukaryota; Fungi; Ascomycota; Dothideomycetes; Mycosphaerellales; Mycosphaerellaceae
Gene: MgAMY6
Product: putative alpha-amylase
Exons: 2
Coding region: 1-1737 (578 amino acids)
Biological process (GO): oligosaccharide catabolic process
Molecular function (GO): alpha-amylase activity
Source: RefSeq, a predicted model, not a curated record